This is a messenger RNA of Carlito syrichta (Philippine tarsier), 3157 nucleotides long. RefSeq names its product glucosamine (N-acetyl)-6-sulfatase (gene GNS). Bases 137 to 1603 code for a protein of 488 amino acids. Lineage: Eukaryota; Metazoa; Chordata; Mammalia; Primates; Tarsiidae. Gene Ontology annotation, molecular function: glycosaminoglycan binding; N-acetylglucosamine-6-sulfatase activity. The transcript is spliced from 14 exons. Gene Ontology annotation, biological process: glycosaminoglycan metabolic process. The record is from RefSeq and is a predicted model, not a curated record.
CCCCUGCUACCCCGCGCUGCUGCUGCUGCUGCUGCUGGGCGGCGGCGGCCCGGGCGUCCCCGGGCAGGCGGCGGGCUCCCGGAGGCCCAACGUGGUGCUGCUGCUCACCGACGACCAGGACGCAGUGCUCGGCGGCAUGACACCACUGAAGAAAACCAAGGCUCUUGUCGGAGAGAUGGGGAUGACUUUCUCCAGCGCGUACGUGCCGAGUGCCCUCUGCUGCCCUAGCAGAGCCAGCAUCCUGACGGGGAAGUACCCGCAUAACCACCACGUGGUCAACAACACCCUGGAGGGAAACUGCAGCAGCCGGUCCUGGCAGAAGAUCCAGGAGCCAAACACCUUCCCAGCAAUUCUCCGCUCAGCGUGCGGUUAUCAGACCUUUUUCGCAGGGAAGUACCUGAAUGAGUAUGGAGCCCCGGACGCAGGCGGCCUGGAACACGUCCCUCUGGGCUGGAGUUACUGGUACGCCCUGGAGAAGAACUCUAAGUACUACAAUUACACCCUCUCCAUCAAUGGAAAGGCCCGGAAGCACGGUGAGAACUACAGUGUGGACUACCUGACUGAUGUUUUGGCCAAUGUCUCCUUGGACUUCCUGGACUACAAGUCCAACUCCGAACCCUUCUUCAUGAUGAUUGCCCCUCCUGCACCCCACUCGCCGUGGACAGCUGCACCUCAAUACCAGAAGGCUUUCCAGAAUGUCUUCGCGCCGAGAAGCAAGAACUUCAACGUCCAUGGAACGAACAAACACUGGCUAAUCAGGCAAGCCAAGACACCAAUGACCAAUUCUUCAAUCCAGUUUUUAGACAGCGCGUUUAGGAAGAGGUGGCAGACGCUGCUCUCAGUGGACGACCUUGUGGAGAAGCUGAUCAAGAGGCUGGCGUCCACCGGGGAGCUCAACAAUACCUAUGUCUUUUACACCUCGGACAACGGCUACCACACAGGACAGUUUUCGUUGCCAAUAGACAAAAGGCAGCUGUAUGAGUUCGACAUCAAGGUUCCGCUGUUGGUCCGAGGGCCUGGGAUCAAACCGAAUCAGACGAGCAAGAUGCUGGUGGCCAACAUCGACUUGGGCCCGACCAUCCUGGACAUCGCCGGCUAUAGCCCGAAUAGGACCCAGAUGGAUGGGAUGUCCUUGCUACCCAUCUUGAGAGGGGCCAGCAACCUGACCUGGAGGUCGGACGUCCUGGUGGAGUAUCAGGGAGAAGGCCGCAACGUCACUGACCCCACGUGUCCCACCCUGAGUCCCGGCGUGUCUCAAUGCUUCCCAGACUGCGUGUGCGAGGACGCCUACAACAACACCUAUGCGUGCGUGAGGACCGUGUCGUCAGCGUGGGACCUGCAGUACUGCGAGUUCGAUGACCAGGAGGUGUUCGUGGAGGUCUACAACCUGACCGCGGACCCGGAGCAGCUCACCAACAUCGCCAAGAGCAUCGACCCAGAGCUGCUGGGGAAGAUGAACUACCGCCUCAUGAUGCUGCAGUCCUGCGCCGGGCCCUCCUGCCGCUCUCCGGGGGCCUUCGACCCCGGGUACCGGUUCGACCCCCGCCUCAUGUUCAGCCGCGGCGGCUUCAGGACUCGCAGGUUCUCGGGACGCCUUCUGUAGCGCCACGCUGCCUCCGCAGGCCCUGCCCAGCACUGGGAGAGGGGACUGUCGUGGGCUCCCGUAGCCCGCUGCAGGACCACGCCGGAGGACUCUCUGGACUGGCUUUGUUUCGGGUCCUCUUUGCGAAGCUCCACAGUCAGCCGACUUCCUGGUGCAACGUGCGAAACUGUGAACUCCCUCACGUGUCCCUUCUUGCAGCUGCUGUUGAACGCUCUUGGUCUCUGCCCUCCCCACAUCCUCUCUGUCCUGGGGCCACAGUCUUGCUUCUUCCCUGUGUGGUCAGGUCUGAGCCUGUGAGUCCAUUCAGACACAUGACGGUACCGUAGGGUGCACACCCCAACCCUCAGGGUGCAGCGUGACCCAGAACCCAAGGGCUUGCGUAGCCUUCAGCCUGAGCACCUCCCUGUCAGGAACACCACACAUGGCUCACAGGGGAGUGGCAGCCCCAGUGAGAACGAGCCCCGUCGCUUGCAUAUGUGUGGCCAGGCACUGCUUGUGACAGCCAUCACGGUGUGGUGUCGCUGCACGUUGAGUGUCCGCCAGGCUCUGUCCAUCUGGGGAACCCUAGGCUGGUCUGCCCCGACAGAGUAGCAGGCUGUGGCAAAAACCCCCGGGUGCCGGAGGUGACAGCCAUGUCCCUGGCAGUGGCUGCCAGCUCGUGGCUGCUCUGGCCACUUGGGUGCUGGGGACGCAUCUCUUCUCGAGACUUUCCCCUCUGGAGUCUGAAAGAUGAAAGGGCUUAGGAGCUUGGGUGGGGCAGGGCUGGCGAGGGCCGUGUCUUCUGGGGCCUUCCAGGGUGAGGGCGGAGGCUGCCCCACAUGGAGGAGGGAGGCGACCCCAGGAAGCCUGGGCUUCAUCCGCACCAGGACCGUUGGCCUCCACCUGCAUGCCGUGGUCUUCGUUCAUUUGCGGCGAGUGGAAACGUUUCUCUUGGGCGAUGCCGAGUGUCGGCACCUUCCACCACCAUCCCCCCUGCAGUGGCUCUUCCUGGGUUUGGGGGUGUCUUGUGUAACUAGGGCCCAGUUCAGAUUCCCAUCAAAAUCAGACCAUUGGGGGUUCCUCGCUGUUUGAGACGCCUUCAUUUUUAUGUUUCCUGAAUCCAAAGCCAAUUCCAUUUUGAAUGUUCCCAACACAAGAAGGCCUGUUGGUGGCAGGGCGGCAGGUGAGGGCGUUGGUCGGAACUGGUCCAGCUCGGGCGGUGCACACGUGAGCCUGGCUCUACCGAAGGUCCCGCCACCCUCAGCGCCUGGCAAGACACGCCGUAGCGGCUCUGCUGUCGGAGUCCCAGGCUGCCACUGGUUGACCCUUUACCUCACGUGAUCCCCGCAGCUGCGGUGGCAUCUCGAGGUGAGACGGGCAGGUGAUGUGAGCCCCCCUGCUGUGAGUGUCGAGAAGGAAGUCCCAAGCACGCCGUAACUGAAGGCCAGCGACGCUGUGGGCUGUGGGGAUCGGCUUUGUUUUCCACUUUGGUUCUUAACAUGAUCCGUCAACUUCUGCCUUCGUAGAAGCUGACCAUAGUUACUCCCAAAUAAAAAGAAACCGACUCUGACCGGG